Molecule: messenger RNA, 191 nt
Organism: Racocetra persica
Lineage: Eukaryota; Fungi; Glomeromycota; Glomeromycetes; Diversisporales; Gigasporaceae
Source: the annotation of a GenBank genome assembly
GCUACAUUCAUAUAAAGUUGAAACGAACCAGAUCACUCACGAUAAACAAAAACAUGUUGAUCAAGCAAAUGAAUUUCUAUCAGGGACGAUGAAAAAUAUACAAGUAAACUUGGCCGAAAAACAUACAAAAUUUCAAAAAGUGAACAUUUUGGAGCUCGAAAUAACUAAAAUAAGAGAAGAAAUCGCACGAG